AUGGCUUCCGUUCAGGCGGCCCCUGCCGUCCAGCUCCCUGGCGCCGGCAUGGCAGCCACCACUCCUCAACAGGCUCAAGAGAUCUUCAACAAAUUUAAGCAGAUGAGGGAGAGUGGCGUCCCUAACACCGAUCCCGAAUACAUCAAGGCCGAGCAAUUCGUUCUGUCCUUCCAACAACAGGCGCGUCUGCGACAGAAGCAACAGGCGUUCCUUCAACACCAGCAGCAACAGAUGCAACAACAGCGACAGAUGCAGCAGGGCGGACCCAACGGUGCUGUAAAUGGCGCGCAUCCCGUCCAGCAGCAGCAGCCCCAACAGCAGCAGCUGCUGCAGCCGCCGCCAACUCCGUCUACACAACCUCCCGCGUCUGGUGCGCUUGGCGGCUCUGCGCUUCCCUCAGCGAGCUCAAAUAUCACAGGCCCUACCGCCGGCUCACCGUCCACGACUGCCCCUUCCAGCGGGCCCGGCGCUGGUCAAUUCAACCCUCAGCAACUGAGUUUGCUUCGCCAACAGAUACAUGCAUUCAAGCUGUUGACCAAGAAUGCCGGCGUUCCCUUGCAGAUGCAGCAGGCCAUCUUCGCUCAACGCGAGCGAAGGAAAGCCAUGGCCGCCGAGGCAGCCGCUCUGGCAGCUUCAUCAACACCGGCAGCUGCUUCUCAAGACUCUGCACAGCCCGGUCCGAAUGGCGCCGAACCCAAGUCCGAGCCUCCCGAGGUUCAGGGACCAACUUUCAAGGCCGUCAAGUCUCCUUACAAUGACCCCAACCUGAUCCGCAAGUCAAUUAGCCAUUUCGACCACACCCAGCGUAAGAACCGGAAGCUCAUUCCCGGACUUUUCCCAACGGGUGUGGACUUCGACCAGCUGCGGUACGAAAGGGAAGUGAUUUUGUUCAGCCGGAUGCGCGACCGUUACGCUGAGCUCAGAAACACCCCGGCAAACAUCGCCCACUGGGACACCACCAAGGACGAUGUCGAGCUAGAUGACAGUGCCAAGGUCAAGGCCAUUAUUGAGAUGAAGAGCCUGGGCUUGUACGCCAAGCAGAGGGCGUUACGCGACAAGAUCGGACGCUCGAUGAUGUUUUACGACAACCUUGCCAUGACCACCAACCGUUCCAGCUACCGCCGCACAAAGAAGAUGACGGUCCGUGAGGCCCGGAUUACUGAAAAGCUUGAGAAGCAACAACGCGACAUCCGGGAGAACCGCGAGAAGAAGAGACACACCGACUUUCUCGCUGCCAUUACUCAGCACAGGAACGAGAUCCAGCAAACCGCCGCCAGCCAGCGCAACAAGUCGACCAAGCUUAACAAGCUUAUGUUUUCUCAGCACUACAACAUCGAGAAGGAAGAGCAGAAGAGAAUCGAGCGUACCGCUAAGCAGCGUCUGCAGGCCCUCAAGGCCAACGACGAAGAAGCGUAUCUCAAGCUGCUCGACGAAGCCAAGGAUACCCGUAUCACUCACCUUCUCAGGCAAACCGAUGGAUUCUUGCGCCAACUCGCCGCCUCCGUCAAGUCCCAGCAAAGGAAGGCCCUUGCAGAGCAAACCGGCGAGGAACAGAUGCCAGAGGAAGAGGAAGAGGAAGAGAGCGAGCCGGAAGAUGAGGGCGACACGAGUGGAAGGAAGAUCGACUACUAUGCUGUUGCCCACAAAAUCAAGGAAGAGGUCACUGAGCAGGCCGACAUACUCGUUGGUGGCAAGCUCAAGGAGUACCAGAUCAAGGGUCUCCAGUGGAUGAUUUCACUGUACAACAACAACCUCAACGGUAUCCUGGCAGACGAGAUGGGUCUCGGCAAGACCAUCCAGACCAUCAGUUUGGUUACUUACCUCAUCGAGCGCAAGAAGCAGGAAGGGCCGUACCUGGUCAUUGUGCCUCUUAGUACUCUGACCAAUUGGACACUCGAAUUCGAGAAGUGGGCCCCGUCUGUUAGCAAGAUCGUCUACAAGGGACCUCCUCUUGUCAGAAAACAACAGCAGGACCAAAUUCGGCAAGGACGCUUCCAAGUGUUGCUCACCACGUACGAGUACAUCAUCAAGGACCGCCCAGUUCUUAGCAAGAUCAAGUGGUUUCACAUGAUCAUCGACGAAGGUCACCGCAUGAAGAACCAGAACUCAAAGUUGACGUCUACCAUCCAGCAAUACUACCACACCCGAUUCCGCCUCAUUUUGACCGGUACCCCGCUGCAGAACAACCUGACUGAGCUUUGGGCCAUGCUCAACUUCACACUUCCCACCAUCUUCAAGUCUGCAAAGACUUUCGAUGAAUGGUUCAACACACCUUUUGCCAACACCGGCGGGCAAGACAAGAUGGACCUCACGGAAGAAGAACAGAUUCUCGUCAUUCGUCGUCUGCACAAGGUUCUCCGUCCCUUCCUGCUCCGUCGUCUGAAGAAGGACGUCGAAAAGGACCUUCCGGACAAGACGGAAAAGGUCAUCAAGUGCAAGUUCUCGGCCCUGCAAAGCAAGCUGUACAAGCAGAUGGUCACGCACAACAAGAUUGUCGUCAGCGACGGACAGGGCGGCAAGGCUGGUGCUCGUGGCCUGAGCAACAUGAUUAUGCAGCUUCGCAAGCUUUGCAACCAUCCCUUUGUUUUCGGCGAGGUCGAGAAUACCAUGAACCCCCUGAACAUCAGCAAUGACAUGCUCUGGAGAACAGCUGGAAAGUUCGAGCUCCUGGACCGUGUUCUUCCCAAGUACAAGGCAACGGGCCAUCGCGUUCUCAUGUUCUUCCAGAUGACGGCCAUCAUGGACAUUAUGGAAGACUACCUUCGAUACCGCAACCUGAAGUAUCUCCGCCUGGAUGGUACGACCAAGUCAGACGAGCGUUCUGAUCUGUUGCGCGAGUUCAAUGCCCCUGACUCUGAGUACUUCAUGUUCUUGCUUUCGACCCGUGCCGGUGGUCUUGGCCUCAAUUUGCAAACCGCCGACACUGUUAUUAUCUACGAUUCCGACUGGAACCCUCAUCAAGAUUUGCAAGCUCAAGAUCGUGCCCAUCGUAUUGGACAAAAGAACGAGGUUCGCAUUCUGCGUCUCAUCAGCUCCAACUCGGUCGAAGAGAAGAUUCUGGAAAGAGCCAGGUUCAAGCUUGAUAUGGACGGCAAGGUCAUUCAAGCCGGUCGUUUUGAUAACAAGUCCACGGAAACGGAUCGUGACGCCAUGCUGCGAACCCUUUUGGAAAGCGCCGACCUCGCAGAGACGGGCGAGCAGGAUGAGAUGGAUGAUGAGGAGUUGAAUAUGCUCCUCGCCCGUAGUGACGAUGAGGUGGCCGUCUUCCAGAAGAUCGACGAAGAGCGCAGGAGGGACCCGAUCUAUGGCGAAGCAGCUGGCGCCAAGGCCAAGCCUCGUCUUUUGGGAGAGGACGAACUUCCCGAGAUCUAUCUCGGAGACGGCAACCCGGUGGAAGUAGAGGUUGAAACGAGUCUCGGACGCGGGGCCCGUGAGCGAACCAAGGUCCGCUACGACGAUGGCCUCACGGAGGAGCAAUGGCUCAUGGCUGUUGACGACGACGAGGACUCACCCGAGGCUGCUGCUGCACGCAAGCAAGCCCGCAAGGACAAGAGAGAGAACAACCGACUCAAGAGAACAGCCUUGUCGAAUGCCGCAGAAGUGUCUCCUUCAGCAAGCCGCGCAAGUACCGAGGAGGUGGAAACCCCCAAGAAACGAGGUCGCAAGCCCGGCAGCAAGAACCAGGAGAAGCGCAAGGCAGACGAUGGCGAGGAUGAACCACCAGCCAAGAAGCGCCGCGGACCGCAAGGCAGACCUAAGGCGGUCUCCGUCUCUGCCGGAUCUGGCGCGGCGGGAAUCUCGGCACAGCAGCGCCAAUCCCUCCAGGCGAGCGCGCGUGCUUUGUUUGACGGACUCAUGAACCUCGAGGUCGACGAUCCCGAGCCCCCAGAGGAGGAGGACGACGAGUCGGUGGCGGGCAAGCGGAUCAUCAUUGGUCCCUUCCUCGCCCUACCCCCCAAGCGCGACUACGCCGACUACUAUCUGAUCAUCCAGAACCCCAUCUCGAUGAAACAGAUCGAGCAAAAGAUCAAAAAGCAACAGUACUACAGCCUCGGCGACAUGUGCAAGGAUGUUGAUCUCAUGUUCAGCAACUGUCAAACGUACAACGAAGAGGCGUCGCUGCUGUAUCAGGAUUCCCUGACUCUUCAGAAAUUCUUCCACGAAGAGUUGCAGAAGGAGCUGGAGAAGCACCCGGAGCUGCAAGACCUCGAGGGCAAUGGUGCCAAGGAGACUUCUGUGGCACCCAGCGCAAGUGCGAGCGUCGGCACACCGCAGCCCGUAACAUCGGCCACGAGAAUCAAGCUGAUCUCUUCGGCUUCAAACGGGGCCAAAGAAGCGAAUGGGGGAAGCAACGGCGCUCAGAGUGACCAGGAGUAA
Messenger RNA from Colletotrichum graminicola M1.001, 4377 nucleotides. RefSeq names its product SNF2 family domain-containing protein. The transcript is spliced from 3 exons. Gene Ontology annotation, biological process: positive regulation of transcription by RNA polymerase II. Lineage: Eukaryota; Fungi; Ascomycota; Sordariomycetes; Glomerellales; Glomerellaceae. The record is from RefSeq and is a predicted model, not a curated record. Gene Ontology annotation, molecular function: ATP binding; DNA binding; ATP-dependent chromatin remodeler activity. Gene Ontology annotation, cellular component: nucleus. Bases 1 to 4377 code for a protein of 1458 amino acids.